This is a messenger RNA of Gossypium raimondii (Peruvian cotton), 423 nucleotides long. RefSeq lists its product as uncharacterized. The coding region runs from base 1 to 423 and encodes 140 amino acids. Lineage: Eukaryota; Viridiplantae; Streptophyta; Magnoliopsida; Malvales; Malvaceae. The transcript has a single exon. The record is from RefSeq and is a predicted model, not a curated record.
AUGUCACUUGAUUUUGAGAUGACUAAUGUGGGGCUCAUGUCUUAUUGUUUGGGACUAGAAGUGAAACAAACGGAUGAUGGCAUAUUCAUCUCGCAAGAAAGUUAUGCAAAACAUGUGUUAAAGAAAUUCAAAAAGCUUGAUAGCAAUCCUGUUGAAACUCCAAUAGAGUGUGAAGUGAAAUUGUCAAAGUUUGAUGACGGAAUAAAGAAAGAUUCAACUCUUUUCAAAAGUCUUGUUGGAAGUUUGAGAUACUUGACAUGUACAAGGCCUGAUAUCCUAUUUGUAGUUGGUGUAAUGAGCCGCUACAUGGAAGCUCCUACGUCAACUCACAGGAAGAUUGCUAAAAGGAUUCUUCGUUACCUAAAAGGUACGACUGGAUUUGGGUUAUUCUACUCAUCUUCUCAUGACUUUCAACUCACAUGA